GUAUUUUGAAGUACAUGCUGCUUUUUUCAGAUAGGUGACCUUGAUUGCUUAGAUGUUGUUCUGCAAAUCCCUUUUCCCCCCUUCAGAUGUGGCCAUAAUUCUGUAGACUAUUAUCGGGAGGAAUUUUGCUUCGAAUAGUCGCAAUGCGGUUUUGGUGGAUUCGUUCUGAAUUUUUUUGACUUUGUUUAUUGCGAUCACUGCUGCAACUGCUCCUUUAAAGUCGCAACAGAAGGUCAAUCCGAUUGUCUGUAGGGUUAUGCCGACAGGUUUUAGCACCUCACUUUCUAUUGCUAUGGUUUUAUUUCCGACAAUUUUGUCUCCUUUUCGAAACACCAUCGAACAGUUUUCUCUCUGUUUACUCUCAAGUCGUUCUCCGUUGUCCACUUACACAAGGAGUUCAUGGCUUCUUGCAGGUUAUCCAUAUUAUUUUAUAUUAAUAUUACGAUAUGUCAAAUGACGACGAUCAAAUGAUAAGUUGUGGGUACAAUUGAGAAUUUGACAUCACUGGCUAAAUGAAGUGCCCAUACUAUUGUCACAUGGUUCGUGACGCAAACUAGAGCUGCUCAGAAUGAUCAAAAAACGGGGCGCCGGAGUAGCUCACCCAUAUCCAUACUCUUUGCCCAUAUCUUUUCGCCGAUCUGAUGACAUCAGAAACCACACUUUGGAAUCUCUCUGGCAUAUAGUAUAUGGAUGAUACUGCGGCAGUACGGGGCAGAGUAUAAGGUACAGAGUUGGGUGGAAUUAAUUGGCGUUUAUUGCGUACAAUCGGGUGCGGGUGGGCGACGCUGGAUUCUAGUGCAAGGGCUAUUGAUAGAUUUUUUGUUUCUUACUAACCUUUAAUGUCAGGAGCUUUUUGUAUUUAAUUCAACUUAUAAAAUGUCGGGGCAAUGGGAAGUGGUAAUAAAGACCAAAAAGAAACAGAAUAGCGAUAAAGCAAAAACUAUGACGAAAAUCGAACAGAAAAAAUCUAUUCAAAAUGAUCCAAAAACUGAGGAAGCCCUGCCCUUAUCUCAAGUUCAGACGCUGUAUGAUGCAUUAAACAAUGACAUUAAGGACAGUAAGAAACCAGGAAAGGAAAAUCAUGCCAAAGAAAAUUACGUCAAGAAAACGCAAAAGAAAUCACAAACAAAAAAGAAGGAUUCAUCUAAAGACAAACUUGUGCUUCCAAAAACCUUAGAUACUGCAAUGAAGAUGAUUAAUAAGAAAGAAUUAAACUCUGAAUUGGAGUCUGGACGACGAAGAUUUCCAAACGCUCCUCUUGUAUGGCUUAAAGGACUUGUUGGUUACUUUAAUUCACGUUUAACUGUGGAAAAUGUGAGUCCAGUGUUUGAAGGAAAGUCGCAUGAAUAUCCUCAGAAUCUUGUAUCUGGAGAUCUGCGUGAUAUUCUCAAACGAUCUGUGUUAACACAAAAUGACACAGUUGCUCAAAAUUUAUUUGAUUGGUGCUUAGCUGCUAUGGCUAAUGAUAUGUGUAGAGUAGAUAAAGCAUGUGAAGUUGUUUUGGGAUACAAGCUAAUUGCACAGCUGUUAGCUAUUCAUAAUCCAUCUCUUGUUAUAUCUGCAAUCCCCAAAGUGAAAAUUUUGUUGGCAUCAUACCAAAACCGUCAGUCCAUAGGUUUAUCUCUCUUAUGGAUUUUGGGUCAAGGUGGUUACAAAGACCUGAGUAUUGGGCUUCAAGUGUGGCAGCAGGUCAUGUUUCCAAUGGUGGACUUGAGAUUAUACUCAGGUUUUGUUGUAAACUAUUUACACACGCUUCUUGGAGUACAAUCGAGUUCACAACCCCUUCAAGCAGAAGAUCUUCUACCUGUACUGAAAGUUUUGUGUUCACCACCUGACACUGUACCAAUGAACAAGCGCAAAGAGUUCCAAGAAAUGUCAUCAAAAUUACUGGCUCGUGUUUUGGACUUGCCACUGGAAACUACGUUCCUUCCUUUAUUCCCCAUUUUACUUAAACAACUUGAUGAUUCUGCACCAGAACGAUUUAAGAGAGAGGUAAGAAUGUAAUACUGAAUAAUUUUCUUAUCAUCAAAGUAAAUGUAAAUCAAAAAAUUUCUCCAGCCUUUUACGUUAAAUGCCAUUUAAUACUGCCAAAAACUGGUAAGAGUUGGGACAAAGUGCCAAGAACAACACACAAUCAACUUAAAAAUAUGUUGAAUGGUUUUCGAUCUACUAACCGUGUUUUGGAUAAGCAAGGAGUAGCAGAUGCACAUGCCCAGGCAUGUGAACAUCUGUCUACGGAACUGCUGCAAAGGAUGGCGACCGCCCGCGCCGCUUCGAGCUUUCCGUGGCUGCGCGCCAACCUCCUGCUGCUGGCCGCCAUCGCCGCGCUUCUGGCGUACGACGUGCGCCGCCACGGCUCCCUGCAAGAAAAUGUGGUUAUUGUUGUAACAGAAUCAAGCACUGGACAUUUGCUGCGAGACAUUGGUGCUCUGCCUUAUGUUGAGGAUGGAUGGAGUCAAACUCAGUCAUAUAGUCAACAAUCUUACACUUGGUUAUUAAAGAAUGGACCUGAAUAUUAUCGUCAAGCAUGUGAAGUCUCAUCGCCAUAUCUCAUAAAGGCCCAAGAAAUCCUACUUUCUGGAAUGUCAUACGCUAUUUCUGGCUGUAAAACAAUCUAUGCGUAUGGUCAUGAAAAGGCUCCUUUGGUGUCUGAAUGGGUUGAGCAGUGGGCCCCUGGGUUGAGAGACAGAGCCAUUGAAUUCAGCCUCCAUGUUUGGGAGCAAGGAAUAAUAUACAGCAUUGCUGGUGGAAAAAUUCUUCUAGAAUAUGGUCAGGAUGCAGUCACAUGGGCUCGCACCAAUGUUUUUGUAGGAUCCUGGUCACCAGACAACAUUCAGCAGUACUCUUGGGCUGUACUUAAUGUUACUCAAGAAUACGCUCUUGGAACAUACGAUUGGCUGUAUCAGAAAGUACAAACUUUUUCCAAAGUUGAGUAGCACUUAAUAAAUGGGCCAACAAGUGUAAUGCCUCGUGUGAUUGUGAAUAUUAUGCAUUAUGUUCUGUAUGAAGAAUUUAUAUUCUUUAUGAAGGCUUAAUCUCAUUUUAAUUGAAAGAAAAAAUGUGUUGUUUGCACAUUUCAUUUAAAUCAUAAAAGCAAUUUUAUUUGGGAUGUUGGUAUGCAGAAACAUUACCCAGUUAAAUAUUUAUUUGUAGAUCAUGUAAUGUAUGGACUUGAAUUGCUCUUGUGAAUGAAAUCAUGAACUCUUGGUUUAUUUGAAUUCAGACAUUGUAUUGAUUAUUGUGCAGUGUGUGUGGACUUUUACAUACCUCCAAUGUGCUAUAAAGUAUUUGAAGGCUUAUUCCAUUUUUAAUUUUAUAUGCAUGUCUUCUUUGAAGUAUGCAAUUAGUUUAUAAAGUUUGCUGCAGCAUUCAAGGGUGCCUAAUUGUCACUAUUUUUUUCUUGAUCAUGAAAGAGCGCUUCCCUCUGAACAGAAAUUAAAUGUUAUUUGAUUACAGAACAUCAAUUGGUAUUUGUGUGAGAGAUAAUUAUGGGUGUGUUGUUUGUAAAUAGUUUGUCACUGUUGCAAUGCGUGAAAUAAAACACUGAAAGGUCUGGUAUAAAUCUGCUGGUGUAAAGUUUCCUUUCCCGUGAAUUUAUUAUUCCUG
This is a messenger RNA of Gryllus bimaculatus (two-spotted cricket), 3606 nucleotides long. Lineage: Eukaryota; Metazoa; Arthropoda; Insecta; Orthoptera; Gryllidae. The record is from the annotation of a GenBank genome assembly.